Messenger RNA from Ceraceosorus bombacis, 2786 nucleotides. The record is from the annotation of a GenBank genome assembly. NCBI's taxonomy places the organism in Eukaryota, Fungi, Basidiomycota, Exobasidiomycetes, Ceraceosorales, Ceraceosoraceae.
AUGUCAAUCGCUGCGGAAGCGACCCGUUCAGGGGUGAUGGGGCACGACACAGUUUCGUCCGAUCACCACGCUGCGGAUGAUGGUCAUGGUGGCCCCUCGAUACUCAGGCGAAUGCAGGACAGGCGGACGCCGCUAAAGUUGAGCGAGCGUAUCUGGUGAGUGUCGUCUUCAUUCAUACAGGAGAUCUACAUUGCAAGUGUCCGCUCACGGCAAAUGUUUUCUGGACGUCCCCAACGUUACAGGGUCGCUGGGACAUUGUCUUUGAUAUUCUUUCUGGUGCUAAGCGUCCAGUACAUCGUGGUCAUUUACUACAAGGCGACGCCUGCCAUGGGUCUGGCAGAUCUAGCCCUCGUGCUCGGCCCCUUCAACGCGCUUGCAGGAUUCCUCCUUUACAAUUACUUCCUGGCGGCUCUGAGCUCACCGGGCAGGGUGCCAAACGGAUGGGUCCCAUCGAUUCCCUCGGGGCCAGGCGUUCCCGACGAAGGCACCGCAGCCGCUUCAGAAUUCGUAGAGGUGAAGAAGAGCGGAGCACCGCGGUGGUGCAAAGUGUGCAGGGCUCCAAAGCCGCCUCGAGCACACCACUGCCGACAGUGUCAAAGGUGCACCCUGAGAAUGGAUCACCACUGUCCUUGGAUCGCAAAUUGCGUCGGCCACAGAAAUUACGCUGCAUUCAUCCGCUUCUUGGCCGCAGUGGAUGUCACAUGCGCUUAUCACUUGCUCAUGCUAUCAGCACGAGUAGCUGAUGCCUGGGGCGGUGGAAACAUGUAUGUCAGUAAUCCUUGUGAAGUGCUGUGCGUGCUCCUAUCCGCUCAGCCUAGCCUACUGACCAUGGCUGCCUUCUUGCUGACUACAGCGCUCGCCAACGACGCCGAUCAUGCUGCUGAUGGUAUUAAAUUAUGCUCUCUGCGUGCCCGUUCUGCUCCUCGUAGGCAUGUUCAGCAUGUACCACUUCUACUGCGCCGCCAACAACUCCACUACCAUUGAAGGGUGGGAAAAGGACAGAGUAGCGACUAUGGUUCGACGAGGACGCGUCCGAGAAGUGAGUCAUGUGGCGUUAAAGAUUCCCAGGGGGCAAAAGAGUUCAAAUUUGACUCUUCACCUCCCUCUGAAAUCACUCAGAUCCAAUAUCCUUAUGAUUUAGGCCUAGUACGAAACCUACAAGCGUCACUCGGCAGCAAUCCCUUGCUUUGGUGCUGGCCACAGCCAACACCAGGCGAUGGCUUGCAUUAUCCCUUGCGCGACGGGGCGGGUGAGUCAAGCGGGAUCGAAUGUGGAGCGGAGGAACAAGAGGAAGGCUGGCCCUGGAACCCGCGUUAUGCAGAGGUGAUGCGGAAGUGGGCGCGGGAAGCUCGAGCACCAGCCUCGGGUACGAACGUGGAAGACGCCGAAUGGGGUGAUCACUGGUCAGACGCGCGUCAAACAUCCAGAGGUCGCCCCAACGACGGCAGCGCGUGGGAUGCCCUGCUACGAUUGCAGAGCCGUGAGCCAGCGAGCUCCGAUGAGACGCAGCCCUUGGUGUGAAAGCCCACCUAGCGUGUGUGGGGGGCGAUGCGUACUCUUUCACUGCGUGCCCGUCCGCCGCGCCUGCUGAAGACGGACACGCGGUGAGUAGCGCAGGGGUCACCGACUCAGCGGGCAGCUUCAGAACCCAGUGUAAUCUUGAGCAGGCGAAGCGCUGACCGAAUCUUUUUCCCGCCUUAAUCCUGCGACCAGAUCCAAAAGACGCCUACAGGUGGCCGCCCAAAGAUCCGAACAGGCGGAAACGUCUUCACGCCCACGACCCUGGCACUGCCUUCAAACUACCCGAAAGUGGACCUUUUACUUACGGAAACGGCUUUAAUCCAAAGCUUCAGCCAAGCAACGGUCUCAGACGGCGGAUACAGGAGACAGAGGGGGCCGGCAAGGCUUCGGAAGACCAAGCACAACAUGCAACAGGUGUCGACGCGCUACAGCGCAGCGCUCUGCCGCCUUACCACCCAGACUAUGAGCCACCUGGCCUAUCGGAAGAGGUCGAAUACAUCAACACCGAUGCUGAGGCCGCAGGUAUGACAGAAGCAGGUUGUCUACCGAGUGGCGCGGAGCAUGGAUCUCGACGGAAGGAAACAUUCCCGCAGAUGUGGGCAGACGACGACGAAUCAGCAGAAAGUGUCACAGAGUCGGGAUCGGAGUACAGCCAGGAAGUUGACAUGUUCUCUCGCUCUCGAGUACGUCGGGGUAGCGAAGGAUACGAGGUCAGACCGAAGCGAUUCGACCUUACCUUUUCACACGAUGCCACUUGGCAAGUAGGCAUGGAUGGAGGUGGUGUAGGCUAUGCAUCGGAUGAAGAGGGCGAAUACAGCGAUUACGGGUCGCAUGGCGCCCAAGAGCUGCGCGGAUCGGGCGGACGAGCGACGGGACGAGCGUCUUCGCUUGCCAUGGGGAGCGACGAUGGACGAGUGAGCGAUUUUGAUGACGAUGAGGAGGGCGACUGGUCGGAGAGAGACGCCAGAGAAGAACAGCUGCGCAAACAGCUGCACGAAGAGAGGCGCAACAAAGAUUGGCAACCCGCCUACGACCCGCCAGAGAAUUGGAGUCCAACCACGACUACCAGCAAAGAGGCGAACGGCAGUGCGCUUGCCAACAGCACGACGGUAGAUACCGCCACCGCUGAUUCUGUCCAAGCGCCGGAUUCAAGACCAUUAUUGCCAUCAGAGAUCAUGAGGAGGCGGGUGGAAUGGCAUGCUCACAUGGCUGCUCUAGCUGCCUCGGAGGAUGAAAGUGCCACAAGUACUGGUCCCAUCGCUUGA